AGAAUUUCACUAGACAGUUUAAUUAAUUGGUUCUGAUGAAAAUGUUGAAGAAAAAUAGUUCACUUGUUCUUGCGACCUGUUUGGUUGUUCUGCUAAUUUGUGUGAAAUCAAGUCAUGGACAUUCUCAUAUAAGGAGAAAUUUAGUCAGCAACCAAACAGAUAGUUAUGCAGUAAUAUUUGAUGCUGGAAGCAGUGGAAGUAGAGUUCAUGUUUUUCGUUUUAGCCAGAAUUUGGAUUUACUGCCUAUUGGUAAUGGUCUUGAAGUUUACGAUAAGAUUAAACCAGGGUUGAGUUCAUAUGAAAGUGAUCCAAAGGCAGCUGCCAAAUCAUUAGAGCCCCUUCUAUUGAAAGCUGAAAGUGUUGUUCCUAUAAACCAGCACUCUGAUACACCUGUGGAACUUGGGGCAACUGCAGGUUUAAGAAUGUUAAAAGGCAAUGCUGCAGAAAGAAUUAUGCAAUCGGUGAGAAAUAUGCUGAAGAAUGAAAGCAGAUUUGAAUAUAAGGCUGAAUGGGUUUCUAUCCUUAGUGGAACUCAAGAAGGUUCUUAUUUUUGGGUUGGCUUGAACUAUUUAUUAAGAACUUUGGGUAAAAGCUACCAAAAUACAGUAGCUAUUAUAGAUCUUGGAGGUGGAUCAGUACAAAUGGCUUUUGCUUUAUCAAAGGAAAAUGCAAAAAAAGCCCCAACAAAUUUAGAUGGAGAGAAAUAUGUGUUGCAAAAAUCCCUCAUGGGAGCUAAUUAUUACCUUUAUGUUCAUAGUUAUUUGAACUAUGGUCUACUAGCAUCACGAGCUGAGAUUCUCAAAGUUUCACGAAACUCUACUAGUCCAUGCAUUUUGAAGGGCACUGAUGGGUAUUACACAUAUGGUGGAGUGGCAUACAAAGCUUCACCUUCACCAAUUGGUUCAAGUUUGAGAAAAUGCAGGGCAAUUGUGUGGAAGACACUUAAGUUAAAUGCACCAUGCAAAUACCAUACUUGUACCUUUAAUGGUGUAUGGAAUGGUGGAGGUGUUGAUGGUAUCAAGAAUAUAUAUAUUUCAUCAUUUUUCUUCGAUCUGGCUUCUGGGGUUAAUAUUGUUGAUCCAAAAGCAUCAUCUGGCAAAGCUAAGCCAAUACAAUACCUAAAUGCAGCCAAGAUUGCUUGCAAGCUAAAAGCUCAAGAAGUAAAAUAUGUGUUUCCUAAUGUGGAUAGUAAAGACCUUCCAUAUAUUUGCAUGGAUAUGAUAUACCAAUUCUCUUUACUUGUGGAUGGAUUUGGUUUGAAUCCUUAUAGAGAGAUUACAUUGGUGCAUGAUAAUAAUUACAAAAAUAAUCGUGUAGAAGCAGCAUGGCCAUUGGGUUGUGCCAUUGACGUAGUCUCAUCAUCCUCUUCAAGGAGUCACAUUUCAUCUUCUUAAUU
Messenger RNA from Solanum dulcamara, 1396 nucleotides. Its product is annotated as apyrase-like. The coding region runs from base 36 to 1394 and encodes 452 amino acids. Gene Ontology annotation, cellular component: membrane. The transcript is spliced from 9 exons. Gene Ontology annotation, molecular function: nucleoside diphosphate phosphatase activity. NCBI's taxonomy places the organism in Eukaryota, Viridiplantae, Streptophyta, Magnoliopsida, Solanales, Solanaceae. The record is from RefSeq and is a predicted model, not a curated record. Gene Ontology annotation, biological process: nucleoside diphosphate catabolic process.